Molecule: messenger RNA, 948 nt
Organism: Capronia epimyces CBS 606.96
Lineage: Eukaryota; Fungi; Ascomycota; Eurotiomycetes; Chaetothyriales; Herpotrichiellaceae
Exons: 1
Coding region: 1-948 (315 amino acids)
Source: RefSeq, a predicted model, not a curated record
AUGGUCACGUCUGUUCAGAGAAAGCUUGAGGCCGUUCACGUCCAGAUCUCAGCAGAAGAACGUGCCUGCAACAAAAUAAGCAAGCAGAAUUUGGAGAGAGCUGUUGUGGCCCUCUCUGAAGACGGGAUUGUCAUUUUGGACGACGCGGUCUCGGAAGAAAGCCUCGACUUCCUGAACACACGCAUGGUCGAUGAGGCGAAGGCUCUCCGUGACGGCUCCUCAACCUGGUUCAAUUACAGCAGCAAGGCCCAGAAUAUUCUGCAACAUAUGAUUCCAGAACCCGAAUACCUCUUACCAGACGUGCACGCCAAUUCCUUUGCGGUGGAUGUAUGCAAAACCAUGAUGGGCCCGAAUCCCGUCCUCAGAUACCAUAAAGCCAACACCAACUUUCCCGGCGAAAGUCGCCAGCCAGUCCAUAGCGAUGUACACUAUGAACAUCCCCGUGCAUGCUUCAGUCUGGCAGUUAACAUCGUCUUGAUUGACUGCUCGCCCGAGAACGGUUCGACCGAAUGCUGGCCGGGGACGCAUAUCAUCACGAGAUUCGCGGAUCAGAAUGGCAUGAAGGGUAUCCACGAACACCUCUUGAAUGAACGAGUCAAGACUCACGGCCCUCCCAUCCAACCCACUGUCAAGAAAGGCGGCAUAAUCAUCCGAGAUAUGAGACUCUGGCACGCCGGCAUGCCUAAUCGUACGGCCGACGAGGUGCGAGUCAUGCUCAACCUCAUUUACUUCGCCGACUGGUAUAGAUGUCCAAUGACCAUCAUGUUCCCCAAAUCUGCGGAAUCAAAGGUGCAGGAGCUUGAGAAGGCGGGCGGCAUCCAGAUUGCCGCCGAGUUUGUGGACCAGCUCGAUCACACAACGCUCGGCCAUACUCAUGAUUUCGGGCAGGAUAACAAGAGGGAGGAAUUUGGCCGGUGGCAUCACAAGGUGGGAGAUACUUCCAAGUAA